CUCCAGGAGGAAGUGCCGGACGCUGCUGGGACCCGGGGGCCGCCACCACCGGUCCUCGGGCGUGGACAGGCCAUGGCCGAGCCGCCACUCUACCCGGUGGCGGGGGCCGCGGGGCCGCAGGGCGAUGAGGACCGACUCGGGCUUCCCGACGGGUCCGGGGCCCCGCUGGACGAGCUGGUGGGCGCGUACCCCAACUACAACGAGGAGGAGGAGGAGCGCCGCUACUACCGCCGCAAGCGCCUCGGGGUGCUCAAGAACGUGCUGGCGGCCAGCGCGGGAGGCAUGCUCACCUACGCCGUCUACCUGGGGUGCGAACCUGCCCCUGCCUGCAUCUCUCUCAAUGCCCAUAGGUUUUUUGGCACCAAGUGGAUGAUGUUUCUGGGCGUGGGCAUCUAUGCCCUCUUUGUCUCCACCAACUACUGGGAACGCUACUACACACUCGUGCCCUCAGCCGUGGCCCUGGGCAUGGCCAUCGUGCCUCUUUGGGCCUCCAUGGGCAACUACAUCACCAGGAUGGCCCAGAAGUACUACGAGUACUCCCACUACAAGGAGCGGGAUGAGCAGGGCCCGCAGCAGCGCCCGCCGCGGGGCUCCCACGCGCCCUAUCUCCUAGUCUUCCAAACCAUCUUCUAUAGCUUCUUCCAUCUGAGCUUCGCCUGCGCCCAGCUGCCCAUGAUCUACUUCCUGAAUCACUACCUGUAUGACCUGAACCACACUCUGAGCAAUGUGCACAGCUGCGGGCUGUACGUCCAGGGUCCCAGGGCUCUGGUGGGCGAGGUACAAGGCCCUAUUAAAGUGCUGGGCUUGUGCGGGGCCGCCUACCGGCCCACGGAGGAGAUCGACCUGCGCAGCGUGGGCUGGGGCAACAUCUUCCAGCUGCCCUUCAAGCACGUGCGCGACUUCCGCUUGCGCCACCUCGUGCCCUUCUUCAUCUACAGCGGCUUCGAGGUGCUCUUUGCUUGCACGGGCCUCGCGCUGGGCUAUGGCGUGUGCUCCGUGGGGCUGGAACGCCUGGCCUACCUCCUUGUGGCGUAUGGCCUGGGCGCCUCCGCCUCCUCACUCCUGGGCCUGCUGGGGCUGUGGCUGCCGCGCCAGGUGCCGCUGCUGUCUGGGGCCGGACUGCACCUGCUGCUCACCGUCAGCCUCUUUUUCUGGGCCCCCACACCUCGGGUCCUGCAACACAUCUGGAUCCUCUAUGUAGCAGCCAUCCUCUGGGGUGUGGGCAGUGGCCUCAACAAGACCGGGCUCUCCACACUGCUGGGCAUCCUGUACGAGGACAAAGAGAGGCAAGACUUCAUCUUCACCAUCUACCACUGGUGGCAGGCAGUGGCCAUCUUCGUGGUGUACCUGGGCUCCAGCCUGCCCAUGAAGGCUAAGCUGGCGGUGCUGCUGCUGACGCUGGUGGUGGCCACGCUCUCCUACUUGGCGAUGGAGCAGAAGCUGCGGCGGGGCGUGGCCCCGCGCCAGCCCCGCAUCCCGCGGCCCCAGCACAAGGUGCGCGGCUACCGCUACCUGGAGGAGGACAAUUCCGAUGAGAGCGACGCGGAGGGCGAGCGCGGCGCGGCGGCGGUGGCGGCGGCGGCCCGGGGGGACGGCGGGGAGGAGGAGCCGCUGCCCGCGGGGCCCGGCCCCGAACCAGCCGGCUUCUGCCGCCGGCCCUGCCCCUACGAACAGGCUCAGGGAGGCGACGGGCCAGAGGAGCAGUGAGGGGCACAGCCUCCCCUCGGCCUCGGUUGAUCGCGUUUUUUGGGGGGGGGAGGGGCUCUGAUUUCUGCGCUAUCUUCAGGAAGGACUCCAGCCCCCCUCCUCAUGUUGGAGAUACCCCCUCCCAGAACCGGGACCA
This is a messenger RNA of Myotis lucifugus (little brown bat), 1843 nucleotides long. It is a transcript of the gene UNC93B1, whose product is annotated as unc-93 homolog B1, TLR signaling regulator. Gene Ontology annotation, molecular function: Toll-like receptor binding. Gene Ontology annotation, cellular component: lysosome; endosome. Lineage: Eukaryota; Metazoa; Chordata; Mammalia; Chiroptera; Vespertilionidae. Gene Ontology annotation, biological process: toll-like receptor 9 signaling pathway; intracellular protein transport; toll-like receptor 7 signaling pathway. The record is from RefSeq and is a predicted model, not a curated record.